CUCCCAUGCAUCUUUCUGACAAUCUCUACGGUCUAAUUUUUCCGACACUCUUGAGGUUGAGAAGCUGAGUCCACCCAACCAGCCCCCCUUGCUCAUUGCUUUUACCCGGGAGCUAUGGCGGGGUAAUGCAGCAAAUCCGGGGUCGAGGUCGGCAGGGGCCCAGAGUCAAUUGGGUAUAGUGCGUGAAAUUCAUGAAAACAUUAUUGGAAGUGAAUGAUCGUCUUAUGUUUUCUUGAGGAUAUAUAAUCAAGUCAAGAAAGGUUGUGUUACAACUCGCUCACUUGACUAAUCCACCUCAUCUUGCAUUAUGGGAAAGAUAUUCAACGUUUCGCUGGCGAUUUUCGCUGCCACGGGGUAUGGCAGCUUAUUCGAAUAACUAGGUAUAGAGUUGAAUGCUAAUGGACUCUCUGUAGUUCUUUUUUGUUUGGAUAUGAUUCUGGUGUUAUGACGUGAGUGCAUCCCUCUUCUUCACCGCAACGAUGCGAUUGUUCAAUCUCGGCAUAUUUAUUUGAUAUUGCAUACUCGCGAAUAUUUAGAAGACUGCAGAACUGACCCUAUAUGCAGCGAUGUUAUCGCAUCAGAAAACUUCUUAGAAUACUUCGAUACAAAUCCGAAAUCGUCCAUAAUCGGAGCGAUCAAUUCUACGUUCAAUGGCGGUGCUGUCUUUGGCGCACUCAUGGGAGGACUCACAAUGGAUCGGUUUGGAAGGAGGAUAACCAUUCAGAUUGGUGCUCUUAUUUGCCUGGUUGGCGCUAUUUUGCAGGCGGCCUCGGUUAACUUGGCUAUGAUGCUCGUUGGAAGAAUCAUGGCUGGUUGGGCAGUUGGACUUUUAAGUAUGUCGGUACCUGUAUAUCAGAGCGAAUGCGCCCAUCCAAAGGUAAAUACGAAGGCUUUCCAACAUGUGAAGAUCUAGUAUACUAAGACUCAUUAUCCAUAGAUUCGAGGUUUUAUUGUGGGCAUGUCACAGCAAAUGAUCGGAAUGGGCUUCAUCGUGUAAGAAAUCCCUACUUCUCCAGUUCCCCUUUAUAGAACACUAAGUCUUUUAGGUCUACAUGGGUUGGAUACGGUUCUCAUCAGGCAGGGUCUCAUACCCAGUUUCAAUGGAGGUUUCCUCUCGCCUUUCAAGCCGCACCAUGUCUAGUAAGCCAGGAGUCACCUCAAUUCAAGGCCUGAAAAUUUAACAAUGGUUUAGAUAUUGGUGGUUGGAAUGAUCUUCUUCCCUGAAAGCCCCCGACAUCUCAUGGCGACCGAUCGCGAAGAAGAAGCGAUGAGAAUAUUGAAAAAACUACAUGCGGAAGGAACAAACGGUAUCCCACCCCAGCAGGGAUUCAGGAACCAAAUUGUGCUAAUUUAGACAACAGACGAGUGGAUUAUGACCGAAUUUACGGAAAUCAAACAGACAAUCGCAGCCGAGAAAGCUAUAACCGUCCCAGGUUGGAGUGUCAUGUUUACCGUUCCACAAUGGAGAACUAGGUUAAUGCAUGGUGUUGCUGUUCAAGUCUUCACGCAAAUGAGUGGAAUCAGUUUGUUACUCUUGUUGCCGGAUUUCUCAUUCUCAGUCUAAUAGUGUUCCAGACGUCAUUAACUACUACCAGACCAUCAUGUACGAUGCUCUAGGCUUCAAGGGAAACAAGGCUCUAUUGAUCUCCGGCAUCUAUAACUUUAUGGGGCCAAUUGCAAGUAAGAAUUGUCUUGAUAGGUGUUGGAAAUACUCGCUAAUCAUAAGGAAGAUUUGAUCUUUAUAUUCUUCCUCCUUGAUCGAGUUGGCCGAAGGAAGCCACUCCUCUUCGGCACCGUUGGUAUCACGAUUGUCCUACUUUGCGAGGGAAUAGUAAACAGCCAAAACACCGAUGGCACUCACCGUGGUCUCUCGAUAGCAGGAGUGUUUUUCAUAUUCCUCGUCACCAUCAUAUUCUCUUUCUCAUUCGGUCCAGUAUCCUGGGUUUACAUGUCCGAGUAAGUCCAUCUUCACUUCUCCAUCUCCACCUUCUUCCCUCAACAUGUCUAUAUUCCUAACACCAUACAAAGAGUAAUGCCAAUGCAAAUACGCGCCCGUGGCAACGCAUUCGCAACCGGAAUCGGUAACUGGCUCGUUGCCACGAUCUGGGCACAAGUCUCACCCAUAGGGCUCGCCCACACAGGAUGGAAGUUCUACUUUAUCUUCGUCGCCUUUAACAUCGUCGUCACCUUCCCGGUUAUCUUUUUCUUCUUCAAGGAAACGAAACAGGUCAGCCUUGAGGAUAUUGAUUUGUUAUUCGGAGAGAGGGCGUUAGGUACUUUACCGGAUGAUUUGCAUAAAGAUGGAAUGGGAACAGUUGAGCAUGUUGGCGUUGCGGUGAAGGCUUAGAUGAUGAAGUAGCGUGGUGUUUGAACGUCUUCAGAAAGCAAAGCGCUAGAGAGAAGGGUGUGAUAUAAUGAUGUAUUUUACGGAGUGGACUCUCGGCUGUGCCUUUUAGUUUAUUCCGUAGAAAGAGAAAUUUUGAUCAGC
This is a messenger RNA of Hymenoscyphus albidus, 2488 nucleotides long. The record is from the annotation of a GenBank genome assembly. Lineage: Eukaryota; Fungi; Ascomycota; Leotiomycetes; Helotiales; Helotiaceae.